CUCCUCCCAACACAUGACACUGACAGGAAGGCGGGACAAUAAGGAGAAGGAGGGCAAAGAGGAGGAGGAGGAGUUGUGGUUUGUACAAUCAUAAUGAGACGACUGCUAAACUGUCAGAAAGAGGGAAGAGGUGGAGGUACAGCAGGACAGCCACGGUCACUGUGUGGAGGUGUGAUUAGCUGGGAUCAUCAGCGAGAGUGUGCUUUCUUGUCUGUGCCCUGGACAUGGUGAUUAACAGAGCAAAGAGAGAGGAAAAGUAAGACGAGAAACAAAAAGGAAAAAUUAAGACGACUGAAAGAUGGAUAAUCAAGACAGCGGAGGAGGAACAGAUGGAGGAGGAGGAAACACAGAAAAACUGCAAGCGAAUGAGGUUGGUGAUGAAGAAAAGCAAAGCAAGGACAAGCACAACAAGAGGGAGAAGGAGAGCAGUGAGAGGCAGCCGAGCCGCCGCUGUCAGUGGAAGAGCGGCUGGGCUCUGACUGAACGCCUGGCCAUCAAUGUGUCAGGGAUGCGUUACGAGACCCAGCUCCGCACCCUCACCCAGUUCCCAGACACACUGCUGGGUGACCCCCAACGUCGACUUCGCUACUUCAACCCCCUGAGGAACGAACUCUUCCUGGACAGGAGCCGCGUCUGCUUCGAUGCCAUCCUGUACUUUUACCAGUCAGGCGGGAGGCUGCGGAGGCCUGCCAACGUCCCCCUGGACAUGUUCAUGGAGGAGCUGCGCUUCUACGAGCUUGGCGAAGAGAUCAUCGACCGCUUCAAGGAGGAAGAAGGCUUCCCCAAGGAGGAGGAGAGGCCGCUACCCACCAACGAGCUGCAGCGGCGCCUCUGGAUGCUGUUUGAGUAUCCGGAGUCCUCGAGUGGAGCUCGCAUCAUCGCCAUCAUUAGUGUCAUGGUGAUUGUCAUCUCCAUUCUCAUCUUCUGCCUGGAGACGCUGCCUGAGUUCAGGAAUGAGAAGGAACAGAGGGAGCAAUUCACCACCAUACCUCACCCCACCAUAGAGAACGAAACCAUUUUGAUCCCACCUGGCUUCACUCCCUUCCAAGACCCCUUCUUCAUCGUGGAGACGAUUUGUAUCUUCUGGUUCUCAUUUGAACUCACCGUGCGCCUAAUUUGCGCUCCGAGCAAGAUGCACUUCUUCAAAGACGUCAUGAACACCAUCGACUUCUUCGCCAUCAUUCCUUAUUUCGUCACACUUGGCACCGAGCUGGCCAAGGACAAAGGCGCGCAACCCUCUGUGUCUCUGGCCCUCAUCAGGGUCAUCAGGCUGGUCAGGGUCUUCAGGAUCUUCAAGCUCUCUCGUCACUCGAAGGGCCUCCAGAUCCUGGGUCAGACACUGAAGGCCAGCCUCAGGGAGCUCGCCCUGCUCAUCUUCUUCCUCUUCAUCGGCGUCAUACUCUUUUCUAGCGCUGUCUACUUUGCUGAGGUGGACAGGCCUGACACGGCCUUCACCAGCAUCCCUGAGGCUUUCUGGUGGGCAGUGGUGUCCAUGACAACAGUUGGCUACGGAGACAUGUUCCCAGAGACGGUAGGGGGAAAGCUGGUGGGGUCCAUGUGCGCCAUCGCUGGCGUGCUUACCAUCUCGUUGCCAGUACCCGUCAUCGUGUCCAACUUCAGCUACUUCUACCACAGAGAGACAGAGUGUGAGGUAACCACACAGUACCAUCAUGUGUCCUCAUUGCUGUGGGAAGAGGACAAAGAGGACGAUGAUGAGGAGGGGGAUGAGGACGGAUUGGAUGAUGAGCAUGAAUUCACAGGAGAUAACGCGCCCCUGUAUGAGCAGGGCAGCAGGGGCAUCUGCCCUCCACCCAAUGGGACUCUUCUGACAGGACUCUGGGCUGGACAAGCGACUGGCGAUCAGAGAGGAAUAAAUUUCUACCUCAAAGAACCUCUGGUCACACAGGUCUGACAUGGAGCAGACGGACUGACAGACUUUUCAGUUGAAUAUUAAAACCAAGAUGGACUGUUGAAAAGACUUAUACUGACUGACACAAGAUCCUGUUUGUGCCUCUCAUGUGAUCAUGGUUUUUAUAGUUGAGACUUUUGCUUAAUUAUAUUACAAAAAGAUGAAAAGCAAAUGUAUGUUUUUCUCAAAAAAAAAAAAAAAUCUUCUACUUAUAGUACAAACAUAUAGUUUAUAAACUUCCAUAAACUGCAAUUC
Paralichthys olivaceus (Japanese flounder) is the source of this 2164-nucleotide messenger RNA. It is a transcript of the gene kcna7, whose product is annotated as potassium voltage-gated channel, shaker-related subfamily, member 7. NCBI's taxonomy places the organism in Eukaryota, Metazoa, Chordata, Actinopteri, Pleuronectiformes, Paralichthyidae. The record is from RefSeq and is a predicted model, not a curated record. Gene Ontology annotation, cellular component: voltage-gated potassium channel complex; membrane. Gene Ontology annotation, molecular function: delayed rectifier potassium channel activity; protein binding. Gene Ontology annotation, biological process: potassium ion transmembrane transport; protein homooligomerization.